Messenger RNA from Centruroides sculpturatus (bark scorpion), 1439 nucleotides. RefSeq lists its product as uncharacterized. The transcript has 5 exons. Bases 157 to 741 code for a protein of 194 amino acids. The record is from RefSeq and is a predicted model, not a curated record. Lineage: Eukaryota; Metazoa; Arthropoda; Arachnida; Scorpiones; Buthidae.
CGUCAACAUUUUUAAAUGGAAAAAUAAUCACGUGUUUGUGGAGUGAAGAGUUUAGAUUUAUUAUUAAAUCUAUAAUGGUAACAAAGAAAGUAAAAGAGUAAUGAAUAUGUUUAUACUCGUAAAUAAUUGAAAUUAGUGUAUAUAUAGAAAUUUAACAUGUCUCGUCGUCGAAAUGUUGAAGUGGUACCAUUGAUGGAUAAAGACGACGAUUGGAAAGAACAAGAUCUCGAAGAUUUAGUUUUGAAUGAUAUAUUGGAUAAUAUAAAACAAUAUCCACAAGUAGUUUCAUACAGACAACUCUGGAAAUCAAUUAUUUUGAUAUCAUUAGCUUCAUUUAUAUUAGGAAUUAUCACAUCUUACUAUUUAUAUAAUGUUUUUAAUGCUAACAAUUCAACAGUUCAAGUUGCUAAGAAAAAUGUGUAUAUAUACAUGAAAGAAAAUCUGUAUGAAGAUAUUAAUCAUAAAAACAUAGAAGAACAUUACAGAAUUCUACAGAAAACAGGAAGUGAGGAAUUACUUUCUUAUAUAAAAAAUAAUUGGGUAAAGGAAGGGCUUGAUACAGUGAAUAUUAUGUCUUACAAUUUUCUUACGUCUUCUAGUGAAGGAAGAUCGGAACAGUUAUCAAUCGUUGAAUCAAAUCAAAAUAAUUCGGAAAGCAUGAAGGAUGAAAAGAAUCAUUUUUAUGAAGUAAAAUGUAUUUAUUGUGAUUGCCCAUUCAUAAAGGAUCAAAUAGUGAUUUGAAAGAUGUCUGACAGGAUUCCUAAACAUAAAUGCAUUUCACAAUAUUAAAAUUAAAGGAUAAAUCUGCAUCUGCAGAUAAAAACACUGCCAAGAACUUUCCAGAAAAACUAUCCAAAAUAGUAAGAGAGGGUGGUUAUGUUCCUGACCGGAUUUUCAACAAUGAUGAAACAGAUCUAUACUGGAAUAAAAUUUUUGGUCACUUUUUACACAGUUUUUUGAAUGAAAUAUAAUUAUUUAUUUCAUUUCACAUGGGUUUUAAUUAAUAACUUGGAACAUAUCUCCCAUUUUACUAUAGGAAACAUCAGCUGUGCAUGAUUUUUUGAGGAAUGUAUCUUCUGUAAAAAUCAAAUUGGGUAUAAUUGUUACCAUCUCUAAGGCAUACAAUACAGAGCAAGUUCUCUAUGCAGUCCUGAGUAAGUCGUCUCAUUAGGAGAAAUUCAAAAUCAUAUUUUUUCCACUAAUUCUCUUCGCAAUAAGUGCAUUUAUGUUCUCUAGCUGUUGAAAACCUGAAAUUCUCUCAAGAACGAUGUCAUUUCAUUUACAGUUUGCAGGGUGGUGAAUCAUCUCUGAAAUCCAAAUUGACAGAAGCACACAAAAUGUCAUAUUCCUUGUAAACCACAAAAGAAUCGCAUACGUCUCAGAGAUUGCACUAAACCAGGUCAGAAGAUGGCAGUGCUGUCACUUUUCAGAGCCAAGUG